Argiope bruennichi is the source of this 1767-nucleotide messenger RNA. RefSeq names its product ras-related C3 botulinum toxin substrate 1-like. Lineage: Eukaryota; Metazoa; Arthropoda; Arachnida; Araneae; Araneidae. Gene Ontology annotation, biological process: small GTPase-mediated signal transduction. Gene Ontology annotation, molecular function: GTP binding; GTPase activity. The record is from RefSeq and is a predicted model, not a curated record. Bases 23 to 763 code for a protein of 246 amino acids. The transcript has 7 exons.
ACGGUUCUUAUCUGAUAAGACAAUGAUAAGAGUCCCUCGCAUCUGGUUGUUUGGAAUUUCACGUUCUUUCUCAAAGUGUAGACACCCUGCAGAGCAAUUGAAAACAGCAGAAAAUUUUGCGACAGAAGGGAUGCAUAAGAUCUUCCCGAAAAAGAUGAGAGCUCCACGUAAUUUGAAAUUCACUGUGGUGGGGGAUAAAGCCGUAGGAAAAACAUGCCUCCUCAAGACAUAUGUCUACGGAACUUUUCCACCUGGCCCAUAUGUUUCCACUGUUUUUCCGUAUGUAGAAGAUGAGGAGUACGUGUACAGUAAAACGGUCGAUUAUUCAGGCACUUCCUUGUUGCUGGCUAUGUGGGACAGAGUGUACAGUAUUAAAGAGGAUGAUUCCUUAAGAUCUCUGCAAUAUGAUAAGACAGAUGUGUUUCUUCUCUGCUUCAGCGUAGAGGAUAAAACUUCUUUUGAAAAUGUUUGGAAGAUCUGGCAACGAGAAAUAAAAAAGUUUUGCUGCCAGACGUGCUGUCUCCUAGUGGGUUUAAAGAAGGAUUUAAAUCCAUGUGUGACCCGUAGCAUGGGGCGAGAUAUGGCACACAAAAUAGGGGCUGUUUCUUAUGUCGAGUGUUCAGCGAAGACGAACGAUGGCCUGAAACACGUGUUUGAGGUAGCUGUGCAGACAGCUAUGGGAUGCCCCCCUUCUCCUCCAAUCAACAAAAAGAAAAAUAAGCUAUGUGAAUCUCGUCUUCGCAGGCUCAUUAAACUUCUGUAACCUUUUCCAUAAUGGGAUGGACAUUCAAUCUUCGAAAACGUAGAGGAAGGUAUUCGAAACUGCCUCAAGAUACUGGAAGAAACAGAUUACACCAUGGGAAGAAGAGCGAAAUGAAAUUCAACUGAAGUUGGACAGCAAUGGUCUGGAGCUAAUAACCGCCGAUUCCAUCUUUUUAUAAACUGAUUUGAUUGUUCUUAAUGUAUCAAAUUCAGUAUUUAGAGGAAUUCUAAAUCACGUGGUAUGGUUUGAAUGCCAAAGAUAUUACUAGAGAAAUGACAGGCAGGUAGGUCAAAGGUAGAAGGACUAUUCGAAUUAGUGAUAUUUAUUUGGUAUCUCUGCACUAGAUAUUAAAUUUACUCUUAGAAAACGAUAGUCUUGUGUGGAUAGUAAACUCGUAAAAAUAAGUCAGAUACGAAAAUAUUUGGCCUGCAUUAAAGGUCGGAAUUUGCUCGUUGAAAUGAGACCAGAAAACAUAAAGAGAAUUUUAUUUAUUUUAUCUGAAGAUGAUUUACAUAGAAUUCUAAGUCACUUUACAUUUUUUAAUUAUAAGACUAUUCCAGAAUUAAUUAAACAAAACAAUAGGUAGAUUUUCAAAUACCACCUUGUAAAGUGCAUUUUGCAAGUUGAAUAUACUUGUUCCUCAUGACGAAAAACAUUUUUUUAAAGAUUUUAAAUAGAAAGAAUAUAGCAAUCCUUUCCUUUCUAUAAAUCUGUUGAAGAAUAUAAUAUAAAGAAAGGCAUAUCAAAACGUUAAGCAAUAUUAGAGAAAAGUCGAUUAAAACUUAAGUUAUCCAUUAGUUUGCUCUAUGUACCUUGAACUUCUCUUUAGUGAAAUUUUUCAAUUCUGCCUGUCAAUCGAAGUAAUCAUUACAUCAAGUUUUUCAAUCAAUCUUCAAGACAAAUCAUUCGUUCCAUCAGGGUGUCAUCACUUUGUUUUAUCGUCUUUUUGUUGCAUUUGUAUCUUUUAAGUCAUAUGACUAAUAAAACAAUUAUUUAUGAAUUAA